Scleropages formosus (Asian bonytongue) is the source of this 1432-nucleotide messenger RNA. RefSeq lists its product as uncharacterized. The record is from RefSeq and is a predicted model, not a curated record. Bases 86 to 1432 code for a protein of 448 amino acids. The transcript has 2 exons. NCBI's taxonomy places the organism in Eukaryota, Metazoa, Chordata, Actinopteri, Osteoglossiformes, Osteoglossidae.
AAGGUCACAGUAAUAAGGUAAAAUUGCACUGAGAGAGAAAUUUUAAAAAAGGCUUUAAUUAAAAGUAAGGUCACAGUAAUCUGGAAUGGUGUCACUGCUACAGGUCUCCAUGCGAGGUCGAAGAUCUGUGCGAGGCAGGGGUCCACUCCACCCCUCUCAUAGAGCAGCUUCUGAGGGCCAAACCCCAGCACAUGGACACAAAGGGGCUGAGACCACAGAAUCUAAUAUCAAUAUUACUGCUUCAGAGGCCUCAAAAAGUUUAAAGUCAGUCAUGAAACUCCAAAGAUUAUUGUCUGAACACAAAUCAUCCGGUGCACCUGGCCUGCAUUACUCUCGAUGGAAGAAGUCCAGGAUAUUCCCAAUGAUGGUCUCCAAGGAGAUGAAGAAUGGAUGCGACUACAUCAAGAUAGCAUCCGCCCACCAGGAUGGUGCCAUGGUCAUAGAGGGGAGUUAUUUUCAGACAUCGUAUGAUACACCCUCAGCAAGGAAGGGCUUGGGAAAGGUCUUGAACCACACUAGCAUUACCAGGAAGCUGCAAGCGCGAAGGAAGUUGCGGGGCAGUUCGAGCACAAGCUCCCCCACUGGGAGUGAGAAGGGCGAAUCUGAAAUCCAGUCUGCCAGCAAUGGCAAGAAGGAGAAGGGCCAGUCAAAAGUCUCCAUCAGGAUCCUCGGAGAGCGCGAGGAAGAGGACCGAGGUUCCAAAGUCAAGAGCAGGAAGGAAGACUCCCAGGGGGAACUUUCUGAGAGGAGCAGCAUCGCACUUCCCAUUAAAGACGAAAAGUAUCUUGUACUUGACCCUGACAGGUACGGCAUCAAUGAGACUACUGUGGACUCAGAGGUGGAACAGGAGGACUCGGAUGAUGAAAAGAAGUCACAGUCGGAAAAAGAGUCAGAUAUGGAGAGGGAGUCUGAGACAGAUAAAGAGCUGGAUAGAGAGAGACGCUCUGAAGACUAUGACGACGAGCAGAGAAGCACUGUUUCAGAGGAGGCCGAGGCCCAGGAGUCUGCAUCAAAGGUAUUUUCCUGUAGCACAUCCUCUGGUUCGCAUGCGUUCACUGUUCAGUCUUCAAGCACUGGCAGGAAAUCUUUGGAUAAGUUCACUGAAGGCGCACAAGAUGGCAAGAUGAGCAGAUCUUCAAUAAGACCUGCAAAUUACACCAGCUCAGCAUCCGCUCGUGGAAGCCGUGAGCCCGGGAUAUCCGCGCUUGCUCCGAGAUCUAAAGGCUCGCGUAAAGAACAAGACGAGGGAGAGCGGGCUAGUUCGGAAGAAGACAGUUAUGAAGGUGUGAUGUCCAGGAAGUCCGAUGGUUUCCAGACUGCUAUGUCGACAGUAAGAGCUCAGCUGUCUGUGAGUGUGUGCUCCAAGGAGGUUGGAGGAGAAGAAGACGACGAGGAGUCUGAAAACGAGGCUUCGGAUUCAGAAGAAGGAUAA